GCUGCCCUACAUCCCGUGUGCGAGCGAGUCCUUCCCUGUGUCGGUUGCAAGCACGAACAGUAGUAAGAAGCCGUCUCUCAAAUCAAGUCAAGUCCAAGAGGCAGCGCGAUGGCCGCCAACGCGAGUCCGAAUAACACGCGCGAGGGGCCCGUCUCUCAGCCAGACGACCCCUACGCCCGCACUCCCAGCGCCCUCACUGUCCACGAAGAAUACCCCACCUCAACAACCCCCACUCCCACCAAAACCAUCCAUGACUCCCACUCCGCCCAUCAAGAGCGCCGCGACCCCAAGAAGCCGCCGGGCGGCCCGCUGAGCAGCUUUGCCGGGUUCAAGUACUGGGUGCAGGACCGCGACUACCAUGUGUGGGUCAUGUCGUUGGGGUUCAUGUUGCUGUUUACGAGUUAUCCGAUUCAGGGGUUGCAGACUAUUCGGUAUCCUGAUACUGGAGCGUACAUUCUGAUCGUCCUGUAUUCCGCGUACUUUGUCACCUCUAUGUGGGCCACAUUUUUCCUGGACUGGUGGGGCUUGGAGUUCUGCUUGCCAUGGGGUCCCAUCUCCUACGCAGUGUGGAUCGCAUGCAUGUUUUCUGGUUCCAAUGCCUGGAACUUGGCUGGCGCUGCAUUCUUUGGAUGGGGCGCCGGUAUUCUCUGGCCCGCAGCCGGUCAACUCAUCGCCGUCGUCAGCACACCGCAUAACCGCGCCAGUAACGCCGGCAUCUACCAGUGCGCCUUCCACCUCGGUGUCUUUACGGGCGGGCUCAUCCUCGGCGGUGUCCAAAAGGCCUUCACCAGCUGGAACGCCCAGUACGCGUUCUUCCUCGGCCUCUGCUUCACAUCCGUCAUCUGCUUCGUCAUCCACGGUUUUACGUUUCGCCGUCGGUACAGGCGUCAAGGCGUCGCUGCGCCCGCCAAGGACGCCACUGGUUCCGUGGAGACUGGACAGCCGCAUGGUCAUCAUCGCAGCGCCAGCGGCCAAGUCUUGCAUCGUGUUCAAUUCGAGGAUGGGUCUGUCGAGUACCGGCCCGCUGACAAGAAGGAUCUGAAGAGUGAGGGUAUUGUCGUUCAGGAUCUUGCUCUGACGGGUGGUCGUGCGGACGCCAAUGCCAAGUAUACGUGGGCGACGUGGAAGGCGAGGUUCUGGCAGCCGUUGCAGAUGCUAUGGCAUCCCGUCUUUGGACCUCUUGGGCCUGCGAUCUUUGUCACUGGCGGUAUGACCCAAGGCUGGUUCAACGCCUCCUUCAACCUUAUCGUCAACGAAGUCGGCGACGAAUGGAACGGCUGGAUCUACGCCAUCUCCGAAUCCUGGGCCAUUGCCGCCUCCAUCGUAUUCGGCCUAUUCUACGACCGCCUCCGAACCAAUUACGUCGCCGCCCGCUACCGCUGGGUCAUGUACAUCUACGUCGUCUCCUACUACGGCCUCUGCGCCUGUGCCCUCGGCGCUUACUACAUGAGCGUUAACGGCGUCGGUGAUGAGCCGGGACAGACUUCACCGACCAAGUUCAAGGCGAUGUUGGCGUUCACUGGCGGGUUGUACAAUGUGCAGCUCCUGGCGCUUGAAGUCUCGAUCCUCACCUACCUUUCGACCUUCCUCACCUACAACGCCGACGUGGCAUUCAGCAGCAAGAUCGGGUGCGAGGCCGCGGGGUACCUCCUGACAUUCGGAUUGGUCAACGUGGUCAACCCGAAAUGGAUGAUUAUCAUCUUGACGAUCGUUAGUAUCCCGGCGAUGAUCAUCUUCCUGGUGUUCUGGCAUGCGCCGGAAAGGCCGGUUGCCACGAUCUUUGGGGAGGAUGAGGGGACGGAGAAGGCGGAUGUUACGCAUCAUGAGAUUCGUGGGCAGUGACCCGCAUUCUCCUCUCCGUCAUCAAGGAGACCCCCAUGUGUUUAUGUCUGAGAUCACGCAUAUCAUAUUCCUCCUCCGUUUGUGCUUCACGUU
Fimicolochytrium jonesii is the source of this 1935-nucleotide messenger RNA. RefSeq lists its product as uncharacterized. The transcript is spliced from 4 exons. Gene Ontology annotation, molecular function: transmembrane transporter activity. The record is from RefSeq and is a predicted model, not a curated record. Bases 109 to 1842 code for a protein of 577 amino acids. Gene Ontology annotation, biological process: transmembrane transport. NCBI's taxonomy places the organism in Eukaryota, Fungi, Chytridiomycota, Chytridiomycetes, Spizellomycetales, Powellomycetaceae.